ACGUUUUAAAAGAAAUAAAAUAUUUGUAAAAAUCUUAAAACACUAAUGUUUAUUAUUGCAUGCUACCAUUUCAGAGUAAUUAAACGAAUAAUAUAAUAAGAUUACAAAAAUCAUAUAAUUAUAAUCGUUUUAGGUUUAUUCGAAUGAAGGCAGGCAGCACAUGUGAUCACUUGUUGGUAAUUCCUCUUACCAUAAGUUGUUGAUGUUUGUUUAUAUCGUUUAUAUUUUAAUAAAAAAUGAUUGCACUAGACACAUCAGUUAAACUCGGAAAAUCCCCGAAAAAACCACAAGUUGAAUUACGAGAAGACAGUGAUGACAGUGGACAAGAUAGCAGUGAUGACACCAUGGAAUCAGAAACACAAGAAUUGGAAGGUGCUGGAAACGGAUUCAGAGAAACAGAAUCCGAGGAAGAAGAAACCAAUACUCACAAAGUUGAUGGGAAUCCCAGUUGGGCAGAUGCUAUGCAAAAGAUUUUGAGGACGAAGAAACCAAAGCGCAAAAAAACCAUAGUAUUGUCCAAAGCUAAGAAGCUAUGUGAUGUUAUAAAACAGGACAAAAGUGAAGCACUAAGUUUUGAUAUUGAGAAAGUAGAUGGGGAAAUGAAAUCUGAGAAUCUAGACGAUGUCAAUAGUACUGCAGAAAAGCCAUCGAAACAAGUAAAAGAAAAAAGAAAAGAUCAUUUAGGUAUCAGAGUGAAACCCAGCAUAACAGACAGGGAGCGUGAAAGAAUGUUGCAGAAAAUAGCAACAAAAGGCGUGGUACAAUUGUUCAAUGCUGUAAAACAACAGCAGGGUGAAAUUAAGAAAAAGUUAGCAGAGGCUGGUCCAUUAGAAAGAAAACGGGAGCAAGUACUUAAACGCAUUGAUAAGAAUUCGUUCUUGGAUGUUCUUAUGGGUGGAAGCAAAAGUAUUAGCGUAGAUAAUGAUGUGAAGGAUGAAGAACAACAGAAGGAGAAAGAAACGUGGAACGUUUUGAGGGACGAUUUCGUAAUGGGAACGAAGUUAAAAGAUUGGGACCGUAAAAAUAACGAGGACGAGGACUCAUCGGCGCCAGAAGAUAUGGACAGUGAUAAUUAAAUUAUAUAAAAAUGUAAGAUAUUUUUCAUCUUGUAACGAUGCAAUUGUUAUUAAGUAUAACAUUAAAAUUGAGUAAAAUUACAGUUUUAAAUUUAGAAAA
Molecule: messenger RNA, 1176 nt
Organism: Megalopta genalis
Lineage: Eukaryota; Metazoa; Arthropoda; Insecta; Hymenoptera; Halictidae
Product: RRP15-like protein
Biological process (GO): maturation of 5.8S rRNA; maturation of LSU-rRNA
Cellular component (GO): preribosome, large subunit precursor
Source: RefSeq, a predicted model, not a curated record